AUGACAGACCCUAUAAACAGAGAAACCAAUUUAUUCGACCCGACUUCUCCAGUCUCCUUCAUCAUUAGCCAAGCAAACACCAUUUCAGUUCAAAAUAAAGUAGAAGACACAAUAAGCUGCAAAUUAGUUGAUCUUCUCUCAUGAAUCGAAAAAAUGAACUCAGAAAAAUCAUUGGAAAUUAACUCUAAACUUCAAGAAUACUCGAAAACUGUUGGAUCUGACCAAUAUUUAUCAUUUCUUUUAACCCAGCUAAAAAAUAAAGAAGAGAACCUAAGCAGCAAUAGCUCGAAAGAUUUCAAAAAUUUAGCUAUGAAUUUAGUAUCCCGAUGCGAAUUCGAUAAAGAAUUCGAAGUUCUCAAUAGAAAAAUAGGCUUUCAAAACUACACUGAAAAAAAGAAAGAAAAAGAAGAUGAAAUUGAAGAAGCUAAAAGAGAAAUCGAAAGAAUAAAACAAGAAACUAUAGACAUCAAAAAUAAAUGGGAGCUGGAAAAAAGACCUGAUGGAAAAUUUGAUAGUGAAGAAAUAAAACAAUAUAAAGCUGCUAUAAAAGAAAAAGCUAAUAAAACAGCAGAAAUAAGCAAUGAUAUAAAAAUUUUAGAAAAAUACUGUCAGGAGAACAAAGUGACCCAAGAAGAUAUAGAGGACUUUGAAGAAAAAUUAAAUGACAAAAUCAAUGAAGUUUUCUUGAAGAAACAACAAAAAAAUAGUGUAGAAAGGAUUCAUAAAGAGUCAUUGGAAACAGUUAAAAUAUGUGAAAGCCUCGAAGAAAAAAUUAUACAGCUUAAGCAGCAUGAGGCAGUAUUAGUCCAAAACGUAAAAUUUUGGGAAAAUGUCCAUAUAGAAGGCGCUUUAUCAGACCAAGAAGAAAUUUUAAAUUCUCUGACUACCAAAAUCACUGAAUUAAACGAAAAAUUAGAAGCUGGUGAAAGUUCUUUAAAUAUAAUAAAUCAAGAAUAUGACGAAUUGCAUAGUCAAUCAACUGAAAAAAUGAAAAAAUUAUUUAUGAGCAGGUUAGCUUCACUUAUUUCAAAUAGCCUUGAUACUGCUUUUAAAAGAUGGAGAUGGUUUGCAGAAGAAGAACCUGAAGAAUUAGACGAAGAAGAUGAAAUUAUUCUCCAUGAUGUAGAAGACACUGCACUUAUAGAAGAAGAAGCUAAUUAUUUAUUAGGAAACAAUGCAAUAAUAAGUGCUUUAAAAGAAGCAAACUUAAGUAAUGAAAAACCUAUGCCACCCGCUAACAUGUUUAAAUUUUUAGAAGAGCUUAUGAACAGCAAAUUGAAGGUUGACUUAAAAGAUAUUGCAGACGGCAGAAAACCAAGGCUAAUGACUGAGUUUUUAAUAGAACAUUUAACAAGAGUUUUUGGAAUUCCAAAGCUUGCCAUGAAAAAUUUGUCACAACUAAUACCAGCUUUGCAACAACAAUUGGCAGAAGGAAAUUCUUAUGGAACGCUCUAUUGCAGACUAUUGCAAAUUUUUCAUCCUCAGCCGAUUCCUUUUUAUACUGACUAAUAUAAAUAAUCCAUAAAUGCCAAAAGGAAAACAAUCAGCUUUAUAUAGUAUUAAUCAGCUAUUAUCGUGGCUUAUUUAUAGAUUACUAUAUAUCUUGCAUUAUAUCUUGUCAAAGUGAGGGGCGAUUUUUGUGUCAUGAAUGACAGAUAUGAAAAAAUCAAAAUCGCUCUGGAGCAUAAAACUGGGAAAAAAGUAGUAGUUAAAAAAGGGGAAGCUUUAGAGUAUGCAGCAUCAGGGGGCUAUGCUUAUCUUACAGAUGUUUUUGAGUACAUUUAUCGUGCCUUUGCUGGUGAUAGAGAAGGAGGCACUUUAGCACUAGAACUAAUGAAGCCUAAAAAUAUUCCUAUAGAAGAGCUAGUUGCCUAUAAGCUUCUCCAUAAAAUGGCUAAACUUGGCAAAUCUCCAGAAGGCCUAUAUGGGCUGCUUGAUAAAAACGGAGACUGUGCAAUCAACUGUAUUGAAUUUAUUAAAGGCUGCAGAACAAUUUUAGAUCUUUGGGUCACUCCAGAUGGAAUAAAAAAGUUUUUUGAAAAACUUGACAUUUAUAAUGAAGGGAAAUUCAGAAAAGAAACCUUUUUAUCCAUGGUAAACAUGAAAUCUUUUACGAACCAAAAUAAAAGUGGGAAAUAUAUAAUUUCAAAAUCGUCAUUUUUAAAUGCUCUUACCGAAGUUUUUAUGAUAAGACAAAGAAGAGAUGCAGCCUUUAUUAUGAAUAUUGUAGGGAAAUAUGACUAUUUAGAUCCAAGCCAGUUUGAGUAUGAAGCUAGAAAAAUUGAUCGCACCAUUUCGCAGCAAAAAAUGAUGCAGCUGAUAAGAGAAGCUUCAGAAAUAAGCAGUGAAAGGCCAAGGAUUACACCUAGAGCGUUUGCAAGAGCUUUAAUUAGAAAUGGAAUUGGGAAAUGGGGACUGAAGAGCUUUAAGGUUUGUGAUAUUCCUGAUAAUGUAAUUCCGACUAUUGAAAUGAUUAUGAGCGAAAAUGAGAAAAAAGAUGAAUAA
Molecule: messenger RNA, 2505 nt
Organism: Blepharisma stoltei
Lineage: Eukaryota; Ciliophora; Heterotrichea; Heterotrichida; Blepharismidae
Source: the annotation of a GenBank genome assembly